UUGUAUCAUUCGAAUAUAAUACUGAAGAACUUAUGAUAUCUUGCAUAAUUAUAUUUGCCUGUUUUCUAUAUAUGUUUGUAUCCAAUUUGGUCGGACAGCAAAUUAUAGAUCAUAAUAAUUACAUAUUUGUCACUGCAUAUGAAGUUCAAUGGUACGUAACUCCUUUACCCAUACAAAGGCUAAUAUUGAUUCUACUGCAAAGAGGUAUGAAAAGUUUUGGCCUGAAAGUCGGUGGAUUGUUUGUGGCGUCCUUAGAACGUUUUACUACGUUAAUAAAUGCAUCCAUUUCUUACUUUACUAUUAUAUAUUCAACGCGAUUAUAACAGUAUAUUAUAAAAGACAGCUUGCAAUAUAUCUCGUGUCUAAAACAAAAAAUAUUGACAUAAACUAUUUAUAAAAGAAAG
Molecule: messenger RNA, 404 nt
Organism: Acromyrmex echinatior (Panamanian leafcutter ant)
Lineage: Eukaryota; Metazoa; Arthropoda; Insecta; Hymenoptera; Formicidae
Product: odorant receptor 43a-like
Source: RefSeq, a predicted model, not a curated record